AUGGACCAUCAAUUCCAGAUCACGCCAGAGGACUUGUAUAAUCUCCAAAUGGAGGUAAAGGCGGUCCAGUAUUCCCAGACGAAUCACGCCGAGAGGAUAUCGCGAUUAGAGAAGCGACAAACGGAUGAUUCAGCGAUCAAGUCAGUAUGGAACUCGCCAUUCCCCGGAGUUCUUGCAGGCACACCCCAACAAGGACCUGUUCAGAUUCCCCACAAUGACGUGUUUGAUGACUCUGAUGAGCAAGGCGAGCAGCUUCUAGGGUCGCUGCAUCUAGGACCUGCUGAAGAAGAACCGGUUCGUCGUGGUGCCGCAUCAAGAGCUAAUAGUGUCCGAUUUGACGAGAGCGCACUGCACGGUUCUGGUUGGGGUGGCGCGCAGAGCAACCGACACUCAGGAGAGUUUGGCUCGCGUCCAGCAAGUGGCCUUUUUAUGGAAAGAACCCUCUCCCACAAAUCUGAUGGCCGUCACAGCUCCGCAGGACAUUCAAUUCACUCUCAUCAUUCUGUCGCGUCUGGUCGCGCAAGCAGCGUAGGCCCGGACACUGCUGUCGACGACGACGCGUCUUCCUUUGGCAUUCCUGAGCCUCCGAUCUCUCUCUUUGUCCUAGGCUCUGUCCCGUCAAUUAUCAGAUGCUGGCUGACGACAAACUUUGCCCAUCGGACACUUCUCUACGCUGACAUUUGUAGCGGAUCUCAAAGAUCGACUAUUUCUUACUCAUUGCUCGAAGAGCUCAACCUCGGGGAAGAAAUUGAAAAGGAUGUGGACGGAAUCUGUCGCGCUCGUCUCCAAGUUUAUUUUGCAGAGGCGGUUGUGACUAGGCGUGGUCGUAGUUCAGAGGGAUCUGAAGGGCUGGUACCGUCCAUGUCCGUUGCCUUUGAAGUCGUUGGGUUAGGCCAGUCGAAUCCUACAGGGGACCGCAAGCCCGUCCGCAUCUUCAUUGGCAGUGAUGCGUUGAGAGCGCACUGUGCAGACAUCUUGUUUUCGCAAAAUACCAUGGUACUCUAUGGGAAUGACCGCGACAGACUGCGAGUCCCAUUUGUACGACCUGAGGAUGACGAAGUGUUUCGACAUAUCAGCACCGCCAACGUGCUACCUGAAAAGCAAAAGCUAAAUGCGACCGCAGCACCUUUUGUGCUUACGGAAAAGGCGGAUAGAAAUGGGCGAGAGACGCACUCUCAUCGACCAGGCACGCUUGGCGAGGACGCCGAUGUUCCUGAGCCAACGUCUCCAGUCGUUUCACAUACAAGAGGCAGGAGGCGCGGGAGCACGCGGUCCCGUCGCAGCACAAAUGAAAACAAACGACCGCGGGACUCGAGCCAUGGAGGUGCUCUGUCUGGAAAGGAAGACGCUACUGGCUCCGAAUCUUCCAGACGAGAAUCCUCUGCUGGCGUCUGGGGCUCGUGGCGGCAUGGGCCAAGCGGCGGGCAUGAGAAAGAGGCAGCCCCAAUUAGUGGAUACCAGCCAGCGCCGACCAGAGGCUCUCGUGGCAUGAAGACGUUGAAGCCAGGCAAGUCUAGUUCCUCUGCCAAAACCGGAGCUGCGUACGAGGCACCGCUCCCUUCGCGAUCAGACGGCCGACGAAAGAGCCAGGCUAGUGUGGGAGGCGAGAGCAUGAAUGGGAACCACAAGAGGGAUCUCAAGCGGUCAGCAAGUGCCACGAGCGAGGCCAGGUCGCAUGCAUCGGCGCGCGACAAGAGCGCUGCACCGCCUGGUUCUCGCGGCGCAAACCCAGUUGGUGUGGCGUCUGCCUUUUCAUGGAUGACACCGAGUGGCAAGCCCAGAGGCUCGGCAGGGCAAGACUGA
Molecule: messenger RNA, 1803 nt
Organism: Cordyceps militaris CM01
Lineage: Eukaryota; Fungi; Ascomycota; Sordariomycetes; Hypocreales; Cordycipitaceae
Product: ubiquitin carboxyl-terminal hydrolase 19
Exons: 2
Coding region: 1-1803 (600 amino acids)
Source: RefSeq, a predicted model, not a curated record